AUGUUGGCCCGUCUCGCGAAUGCGUUCCGGUGGACGGGCUCGAGCUACGAGCUCUUGCCGAGCUCUGGCCACGGCAAGGCCCGCGCACAACACCUCCUGCGCCGGCGGGUGUGGCGGCGGUGCGCCAUCACGACGCUCUUCGUCACCGUUCUCCUCACAGCUCCGUUCGUGUUCUUCCCAAAGUACACCCGGAUCUGGCUUCCGAUGAUUUUUGGGCCGAAGCCGCUGCCGCCGCUGUACCCAGAGUUCAAGAAAGCGGAGCUCGCGCUGCCCCAGCACCAUGUCAAGGAUCCCUUCGCCGGCAGGCAGAAGUACCUCUGGGUUGCUAGCCACGUAUCUUGGUCGGGAUGGGGCAACUAUAUGCAGGAUAUGAUUAUGAUAGCACACCUGACCUACCGGUCUGGACGAACACAUGUCUUUGACGAUUAUACCUGGAACAAACACGGCCCCUCAUACUCUAUGUUCGACGAUAAACGAUGGAUGCCCUCACGUAUACCACUAUCUGCUUUCAUAUCCGGCCCUAUCGUAGGGGGUCCCUUCGCCGACGACGAUACUACUCCUCGGGCCAUUGCUAAGGCUCGCUGGGAGAAGAUCUGCCCUAAUCCCACCAAAAUUAACGUCAAGGAGAUCCGUGCGAUGCAUGGUCCAGGAGCAAACGCCGCCAAGAUUGAGGAGGCAUGGCUUGAGUACCUCAGCAAGAUCGACGAUCCAUGUGUCGAAGUCCCUGAGAAGUCGGAGAGCAUCUUCCACGUCUUCAUGUUUGGAAACAAGGACGAAAUGCUGCCUAUCUGGCCGUCGCUCUCAGCAUCACCCAUCCUUACGCUGUUCGGCUGGUCGACGUUAGCCCACCAGGGCUUCGAAGCCAACCGACACCUCUUUUCGCCAGUUACGUUGCACCAGCCGUCCAUCUCCGACCCUGCAUGCCCACACUGCGCCGAUCCCUACACCUCGCUCGAUGGUUUACUUGCGCUCCACUUGCGUCGAGGCGAUUUUGUCCAGCAUUGCCCGGAUCUGUGCCACUGGGGCGCAAACUUCAACGCCUUCAAUCGCUUCCCCGAGCUCCCCGACCAGUGGGUCAAACCGGACGGCCCCACUGAGGAGAGCGUGCCUGUCUAUAUGCGGCGGUGUCUGCCGACGAUCGAGCAGAUCAUCGAGAAGGUCGAGGAAGUGCGCGCGAGUGCAGCCGGGCACGGGCUCAGGAACGUCUACGUCAUGACGAACGGCGACCACGAGUGGCUCACGGACCUGAAGGCCGCGCUCCGGCGGGCGCACGCGUGGGAGCAUGUCGCGACGAGCCGCGACAUGGUGCUCACGCCUGAGGAGAAGCACGUCUCGCAGGCGAUAGACAUGCUCAUCGGGGAGCGUGCGCAGGUGUUCGUGGGCAACGGCUUCUCAAGCAUGACAUCGAACAUCGCGAUGCUGCGCGUGGUCCGGAGACUCGCUCCAGACACGACCAGGAUGUGGUAGGCUCGAUUGGGGGCACGGCCGUCGGACCCCAUGUUGCCACAUUAGUAAGGCGCGUGCUGUGUACAUAUGGCCCGACAGAGCCAGUUCACGACGUGGACGUGUGCCAAAUCGCGACGACAAGCAGCCGCUCAUCGCAAGGAAGAUGGAUCCCGUGAACAGAAAGUGCGGGCCAGUCCGCGGAUCCCGGUUGCGAACAGGCAUGCCACCAUCCCGACUUGCCUA
Molecule: messenger RNA, 1689 nt
Organism: Phanerochaete carnosa HHB-10118-sp
Lineage: Eukaryota; Fungi; Basidiomycota; Agaricomycetes; Polyporales; Phanerochaetaceae
Exons: 6
Coding region: 1-1467 (488 amino acids)
Biological process (GO): protein O-linked glycosylation via fucose
Molecular function (GO): peptide-O-fucosyltransferase activity
Source: RefSeq, a predicted model, not a curated record